CUCGCGCGGCGGCGGCUGGGCGGCCGCGGGAGUAGCGCCGCCUUUGCCCCGAGUCCCGCGUGGCCCCGGCGCGAAUGCGGCUGCGGCCGGGCCUGCAGCGGGCGCGGGGGCGCCGGGCGGCCAUGGGGAACUGCUGCUGGGCGCAGUGCUUCGGGCGGCUCCGCCGGGAGGCGGGGCGGCUGCCGCGUGGCGGAGGAUCCAAAUAUUUUAGAACAUGCUCAAGAGGUGAGCAUUUAACGAUAGAGUUUGAGAAUCUAGUAGAAAGUGAUGAAGGGGAGAGCCCAGGAAGCAGGCACAGGCCUCUUACUGAGGAAGAAAUCAUUGACCUAAGAGAGAGGCAUUAUGAUUCUAUUGCUGAGAAACAGAAAGAUCUUGAUAAGAAAAUUCAAAAAGAGUUAGCCUUACGAGAAGAGAAGCUAAGACUAGAAGAGGAGGCUGUGUACGCUGCCCAGCGCCAAGCAGCCAGGGCAGCGAAGCAGCGAAAGCCCUUGGAGGUGAGGGGCCCCGCGAUAGGGCGGCUCCUGUCCUGCUUCUCGGACCAGCCUGUUCCACUUUAUUACAGCUCAGGACCAGAAGACGACUCCGAGUCUUGUUUGCGAAACAUAAAGUCACAGUAUGAAGUUUUCCAAAGUAGCAGACUCUCGUCAGAUGCCACCGUGUUGACACCAAAUACAGAAAGCAGUUGUGACUUAAUGACCAAAACCAAAUCGACGAGUGGAAAUGAUGACAGCACGUCCUUGGAUCUGGAGUGGGAAGAUGAGGAAGGCAUGAAUCGGAUGCUCCCAGUGCGAGAGCGCUCUCGGACGGAGGAGGACAUCCUGCGGGCGGCGCUCAGAGGUGGCCGGAGGCCUGGGAGCCACGCUGCGUCCGCCUCCGACGACUCCAACGGGCUGGAGUGGGAGAGCGACUUCGUGAGCGCUGACGUGGAUGACAACGGCAACUCCGAGUUCUCCGGCUUCGUGAACCCCGUGCUGGACCUGUCGGAGCCCGUUGGGAAGCCAGCGGGCGGAGAGCCACAGACGCGAGGGGCUCAGGUCUUGUGACCCUGCUUGGCAGGGGGGACCCAGUGCUGACCCCAGCGAGAAUGUAUAAAUCAUGCCGAGCCUUUCCAUUGCAGGUGGGAGCCCCGUGUACAUGCUGUCAGGAAGGACCGGAUGAUGGGCUGUAUCUGAAUUGCUUCAGAAUAAGUGCAAUUUCAUCAUCUACCUUCGUUUUUCAAAACAAGUUCAUGGUUCUGUCAUAGUAUCAAUUACCUUCCUGUUUGCAAUUUGUAGGUGUUCUUUUUAGAAUAGCUUUGUUGGUUUUACUUAGUAUGUUUGCAGAACCUUAUUUCAGUGUCUGAGAGUAUUAAGGCUUUUGGUGUUCUGCUCAGCAGACAGGAGGGAGCAGAGGACGGAGCAUCCAGCUCAGACUCAGAAUAACGGUCCCGCUCCGCAUGUCUGUCCCACAGCUCACACUCACCACCAGUCGUAGCAGUUACUCUAGGAGGUGACUCAGAAUGCUCACGUGUCAUUCUCUGUCUACACUGACUACAUAUCCAAGUAGGAUACUGUGAGUCAGUCUGAAACAAAGGAAAUGACAUGACAAAGGAAGCUUCCAGAGUUUGGACACUUGAAAUUGGUCAUCAAGAGUAAUUGAAGAAAAUAAACGUUCACUUCCUUUUACAUGCGCUAUAAAUGAAUGUUGACUUUAAUUGAUAUAUUAAAUUUCUAGACAUCUUUUUUUUUUAAUUUUAUAUUUCCAGUGACUGGCCUUAGAAAGAUCUUCUCUGUGCAUCAUUUAGUAAGAAAGGAAAACCUAACAAGGAAAUACGGGUAUUUCAAAGUAAAUAAAUCCUUUCUGUGUGGAAGGAUCUGUUGAUUCUAUUAAGUUUCCUUUGCCUUGUAGCACAAGGUGCACUAAUGGGCUAGGAUUACGUAUAUCAAUAAAUACAGCUACUUCGUGUGGAAGACAGUGAGCUCUUUUCUCUAAAGGUUAGGCAUCAACUUAAAAGGCCAAGGAGACUCCUAGUGGCUUGUCUCAAUUUUGCUGAGGAUUGACAUGAUUGCAGUCAGCAAACUUGAUUUUUUCCUAGUGCUUUUUCCUUUUCUUUUUCUUGUAACAAUGACAGUGCAUGUUCUCAAAACUAUAGGAAGGUCCAGGUGUAAAUAGUAACUCAGAUUCUUGCUGCACUUAAAGCAUCACAUGGUCCUUUCCGUGUCUGAGCUGCUAGGCAAUGGCAUCUACGGUUCUUCACUUUUAUCUCAUAGACCUAAACGCGACACUAAAUAUGUAAACAGGUUCGGUAACCCUCUUCUUUAUGUCUGUGUCACUAAUUCACGUUGUAGCUGUGUCAUGGGCAAUAUUGUAAAAGUAAUCUAUGUUCACACUGCCUGUUACGCUUUCUGAAGUUUAUAUAUAUCUGAUGUAUAUUCUUGGUUUGGCAUAAGCUACUAUUGUAAUUUUUCUGGCAUUUUGUUCAUAAAGAAUUUUUUGAAGGAAUGGCAUCUUGUCGAGGAUUGUGAAUAAACACAUUUUUAUAUUUAA
This is a messenger RNA of Eptesicus fuscus (big brown bat), 2526 nucleotides long. It is a transcript of the gene AP1AR, whose product is annotated as adaptor related protein complex 1 associated regulatory protein. The record is from RefSeq and is a predicted model, not a curated record. Gene Ontology annotation, molecular function: AP-1 adaptor complex binding. NCBI's taxonomy places the organism in Eukaryota, Metazoa, Chordata, Mammalia, Chiroptera, Vespertilionidae. The transcript has 9 exons. Gene Ontology annotation, biological process: regulation of Arp2/3 complex-mediated actin nucleation; negative regulation of cell motility; negative regulation of substrate adhesion-dependent cell spreading. The coding region runs from base 75 to 1043 and encodes 322 amino acids.